GGAGCUGCCUGUCUUGACAGCGCGCCCCCACAAUCUAAGCUUACUAAUACCUCUCGUGUUCUUCUUCCUCGUUCCUAUCCCCCCGGCCAUACCUCUCAUUCCCACGACACCUAACCAGUACUUCAUACCUUCAGCGCUUUCGGUCCUCAUGGCCCGCCGGUCCUCAGCGACGGCUGCCGUCGCCGUGCUGGCGAUGACGAUUCUGUGCCUCAUGGGCGCGGCCCAGGCCCGCAAAACCGCUGCAGUCUUCCGCAGCUCCACGGGUCGCAUGCUGCUCGGCAACACUGUCAUUUGCCCAGCUCAGCCUUCGUCCGAUUGCUCGGCCUUCUACUCGAGCUGCGCCUCCAUCACCUGCACGAACCUUGUGGUCACCAUUGACGUGACCGGCAGCGGCUGCAAGGGCGGCAGCUACUCCUGGGGCGCGUGCCUGAAGUGGGGCUUGGGCGACACCCGCUGCGGCCUCAUGACUUCUUGCGCCGGCACCAACAAGGGAGACUAUUGCGAUGGCUUCACCAAGGUCUCUUUCGCGAUCGACCAGAGCGACACCAAAGUGGGCAUCCAGAUCCACGACGGUACCUUCACCACCGGCACUAACAACUGCACCACCACCAACCCUCUGGGCACCGGCGGCUGCUGGGCUGGCUCCAACCAGUGCCAGACCUGCGAGUACGUGUACACCAUCCCCAGCUCAUGCAAGACCAAUAGCAAGCCUCCUUCCCCGGCCCCUCCUUCGCCGGCGCCUCCUUCCCCCGCUCCUCCUUCGCCGGCGCCUCCUUCCCCCGCUCCUCCCUCGCCGGCGCCUCCUUCCCCCGCUCCUCCCUCGCCGGCGCCUCCUUCCCCCGCUCCUCCCUCGCCUGCCCCUCCUUCGCCGGCCCCUCCUUCUCCUGCCCCUCCUUCUCCUGCCCCUCCUUCGCCAGCUCCUCCUUCUCCCGAGCCCCCGUCGCCUGCCCCUCCCUCGCCUGCUCCUCCUUCCCCUGCCCCUCCUUCACCCGCUCCUCCUUCUCCCGAGCCCCCAUCGCCCGCCCCUCCCUCGCCUGCCCCUCCUUCGCCCGCUCCUCCUUCUCCCGAGCCCCCGUCGCCCGCCCCUCCCUCGCCUGCGCCUCCCUCCCCUGCCUCCAAGGCCGUCAUGGAGAGCCUGUCGUCCACCGCCGGCACCGAGCAGCAAAUCCCCGCGCCUGUGGGCAGCGUCUUCUGGAACGCCCGCCAGGACGCGUCCAAGGCCAACGCCUGGGGCGGCUACUUCCGCAUUGUGCCCCCUCACGACGUCAGCGCCAUCUACGAGUUCGACGUGUGUGCCGGCUGCGGCCAGAACCGCGUGUCCAAGGGCUUCAUCAUGGGCCGCCUGCAGUUUGUGCUCACCAACCUCAACGGCAAGACGUCCAUCACCACGUUUGUGGCGCCGUCGCUCACCGCCUCCACCACCUCCAGCGUGCUGCACAUGUACCAGUCCUUCAUUGCGCCGCCCUCCCUAACGCCCGGCCAGUUCUCGAAGUUUACUGGCGUGGUGGGCCCCGCAACCACGCCCUUCACCUACGGCGCCUCUUGGGCUUCCACCGUCGUCACCGGCACCGUCAAGUCGGGCAGCAGCUCCUACCCCGUGCCCUCGACCGAGCCCAGCAAUGGCCUCUACGUGGCCAUCCACUUGACAGUCGGCGGCUCCAUGUGCUUCUAAGCUGCUGUUGCUCUUGUGGAUAGCGUUGCGUGUGAUGUGUUGUGUGUGUGGUGAGGGCCUGUGUGUCAUUGAGGUGUGAGCUGAACUGCUCGAAUAAGCGCGCGCACAUGUGUGGUGCGUUUUGGGAUUACUGCCAAGUGCUGAUUGCUUUUGCACGUUGAUUGGCUGCUUGCGCGGCCUAACACUGCUAGAUAGGAUUUCAUGUGCAUCGUCGCUCAAGAGGGAAGGUGGAAACAGGAUAGCGCGUUUCGUGUGUUCUUGCGGGAUACUUGAGGCAGAUUCCAGGACUGUUUUGCAUCAAGCACGUGCCGUGGAGUUUAUGUGCCCAGUCGAAACUCAAUGCAGGCAUCGAACAACCCAAAAUAAACCCUGUUGGACGUGUGUACGAUAGCGCAUCAAGCACACUGUCUAAUGGUUUCUAUGAUGCACAUACAGUAUUAGUGCUGUGCAAACCCCCUAUAUUAUAUCGCAUGCCACCCAUUCAUGAGGGCAUGUGUUUUGGCAGCAAAUGCGCUCCGCAUUGUAAUAUCUCGGACAACAUAAGAACUGGACUCAUCAGGGGUGCGGCCAACAGGCUGGCUGGAUUAUUGGGCUGCGUACUAGCCAUGGGCACCGUGGCACCAUCCAGCACCGUCACCGCGUGGGUACCGGGCCUACCGUGCUUACUUACUGACAUUCCCGCAAUCUAAACUCGGCACACUAUCUACGGUUCCGGGGUGGGAAACCCCGCCAGUCAAGAUGCGGGGGCACGGCAGCUAAGAUGCCUGGGCGGACCAUCCCCGCCAGUCGAGAUGCGUGGACAUGGCACCCCAGAUGCCUGCGCAGGGCUACCCCAGCAACCUCAGAUGCGCAGGCGCAGGGGUCAGGUUGCCUCUGGAACUUAGCUGCCAGACCAGACCCACCCCGCCAGAUGCCUGCGCUAGGCAACUUUCCCACCCUCCGCCGACACCCGCCCAUUUCCACCUCAGGCGAGCACGGACGGAGGGACUGGGAGCGUGGGGGACUCAUGGGGAACCGUUUUGGCGUCGGGGAAGCCCCCUUUCCACCCCCGAGACCCCCCACACGGGAAGGGCAGUACGGCACUGGUAGGACUGUCGGACGGUGAAUCUUUUGGGAUACCGUCCGACAGUCCUACCAGUCUAAAAGCGGGUCCAAAGAUGGUGCAGUUCAUAGACGGUGCCCAUACCGUAACGGAAGUGAACCUGGGUUGGGUGAUGCUAGCUAGCUAUACUCCAUGGGGGCUGUCUGGGCCGUACAACUGCGGGAGGUUCCCCACAAGCGGGAGAAAGCCCAAACUUAGGCAAGGAGGCUUUGCUCCCGAUUGCUCCAUAGUUGAUUUUGGAAUUUGCAGUUGGUGGCGGCCAUUACGGAUGCUGGCAUCAGGCACCGAAUUGGUGAUAGACGGUAUGGGAGAGGGAAGCCGCCCAUGCCGCACAGCCCGCACUCCACAUCAUUCCUUGUCACCGCAUUACUGGCAGUUAAGAAUCACCAAUAUACCGGUAGUAUCAUCAAAUCGAGCAUAGCGCGCAGUACGGUAUCCUCUUCCAGGGAGCCGGCCUUAUUCCUGACCCCUGUUCCCACGCAACACCUCCUUACCGCGGGGCAUAAAGGAGGGCUGUGCGUGGAGGAUGGAGCUCGCAAACCCUCCCUGGCUUGGUCGGCAUUAAACUUUCUGCUCUUGCAAUACUAAAGCCUUAAACCCAGGCCUACGAGUGGAUGAAGCCUUCGAAUAGUCAGGCGUGUCACGUCAGGCGGUGCCUUGGAAGCGCUUGCGCUUGGUGGUCGUGCGCUUCCACUGAUGGAGCCCCUACUAUCUAUCUAUCGUUCGACCUGCGGCUUGAGAAAGAUACCAAUGAGCACUGUGAAAAGACUGACUGGCACGGUGCCGUGGUGGGAGUCCUAAUGUAACGGGAGACUCGCUCCCUUGUCAACCUAGGCGACAAUCCUCUUGUUACAUUGGUGCGAAAUGCCAGGAGUCACCCUGACUGUUGAGGUCCCAGGAUCGAUCCUGGAUGGGUGCAUGGGUCCGAACUAGUGCACAAGAGGGUUACACCCUCCUUGCCCUGAGGUGGAUGGCCCGUGAGAGCGAGGCAACAACGCAACUGGGCCAAAGGCAGUAAACCCACCCCGCGCCUGCAGUGAGCCUAAAAACAUCUACGGAUGCGCUGGUGGUCUCACGAGGACGUUCGCUUCCAGGGGGGGAGGACUGUAACGGGAGACUCGCUCCCUUGUCAACCUAGGCGACAAUCCUCUUGUUACACCUAACGGGAGAUAGACCUGAAUGCCAGCAGUACGGAAAGGUAUGGAGAAUAAGACGACGGGGUAGGCGGUUGCACGCGGGGUAGGCAGCUGUGCGUGACUACGCGGGGAAGGCAGCCACGCACACCGCAGCGUAUGAAGUAAGCAAGGCCUGUCUGAAUGCCCCACCCGAAAUGACAGCGACUGGAUUAGAUGCUAAGUUGCAGGGAUUCGGACAGGCGGCAUUCCCGUGAGACUUUCCACGAGUGCAUGCAGCAAAUUGCGGCACGACCACAAAGCUGGGAAACAUCAUGGGGAAAUAAACAUGGGCCUGCAUACUUGGUUGAUCACGCGCGACCAGCAGGGCUGCUGUGCGUGUAUGCGUGCAUGCAAGUCAAGCAAGGUGCACGUGAGUGUAACAAGGGAUUGUGAGGAAUACAAACACAACGGACCGGGUGCGCAUAUGUGUGAGUAUGUGCAAGCUCAAAUACUUGGGAGGCGCUGUGUGUGGCACCAUUUGCUACGGCCUGUGGCAUCACAAGCGCUGUGGUCUCGAUUGGUGCGAGUCGAAGAGUUCACGUUG
Chlamydomonas reinhardtii is the source of this 4493-nucleotide messenger RNA. RefSeq lists its product as uncharacterized. The record is from RefSeq and is a predicted model, not a curated record. The transcript has 5 exons. Lineage: Eukaryota; Viridiplantae; Chlorophyta; Chlorophyceae; Chlamydomonadales; Chlamydomonadaceae. Bases 149 to 1672 code for a protein of 507 amino acids.